Molecule: messenger RNA, 2913 nt
Organism: Cuscuta campestris
Lineage: Eukaryota; Viridiplantae; Streptophyta; Magnoliopsida; Solanales; Convolvulaceae
Source: the annotation of a GenBank genome assembly
AUUAAAAGAACAUUUCAAUUCCAAAAUGACCCAUACUUUGAUACUCCGUAGCCCGUACUUUUAUGUUUUGCGUCUCCAGCUUUAACACUAGUUCAGGACUCCAUUAACGCCCGAUCCUAAUUCAUUCCUUCAACCUCCCGAUCCCAGUUCUUCAGCUCUUAACUCUUUCCUCCUCUGCGUCGUCCGGCUUCCAUCAGAAGCUGCAGUGGUAAAUUUUGUGCAAAAAUGAAUUUUCUGUUGAUGCGGUCGAAUCAGAAUGCAUCUCCAGAGUCGUCGCCCGCUCGGGAAACUCAGGCAGAUAAGAAUUCCGUAUCAAAACCUAGUUCUAGUUUAGAGGGCCUGAUUGCUGAAGAUUCAUUCCAGCAAGACACGUACUCUGGGGACUGUGAUGUAGGGGACUAUGAACAUGGGAAUGAAAAUGGAGGUGCUGUUGGGAUAAGUGGAAUGGGAUGCCACAUUGAGGUCACUGAAGAUGAAGGGUGGAUAGCUAUUCCAAAGGAAAAGCUUCCUGAUAACUGGAGCGAGGCACCUGAUAUAACCUCUUUACGCUCACUGGACCGCUUCUUUGUUAUUCCUGGUGAACAAGUCAAUGUUUUUGCAUGCUUAUCAGCAUAUAAGCAGGAAACAGAAAUUAUUACUCCAUUCAAAGUUGCUGCACUAAUGAACAAGAAUGGGUUAGGUCAACGCAGCAGGAAAGGAAAUGGCUGCACAGCUACUGAGAUCAAUCCUGUUUCUGAUGGAACAGAAAUAAGUGACAGUGGUUAUAUGAAUCAUACUGGGAUCUCAGAACAAGGAAAAUGUGAUACUAAAAAUGAAGUUUCCGCUGGUGAAUCUCUUCUAAGACAGGAGGAGCAUAAAAGACAGACAGAAUCCUUGCUGCUAAGAAUGAACAAUUCUCACUUCUUUGCUCGAAUUGCCGAAGCAGAUGAGAACCUAUGGGAUAAAAGAAAAGUUGUGAAAGACGCAUCUGCUAAGAUAGGAAACAAGUUGAAAAAUGAACUCUCUCCGAGUACGGCAAUUGAAAGGGGAAAUUUUGAUGCCAUAAGGUCAGGAGGGGUGGCACGAAAUGCUAUCAAGUGCUGUGCCCUUCCUAAUGGAGAUAUAGUGAUAUGUUUACAGGUAAAUGUUGGUGUUGAAUUUUUCAGAGAUCCUAUACUGGAAAUACUUCAGUUUGAGAGACCUCCGGAGAAAAAUUUGCCUUCUGGGAGUUGGAAAAGUUUGACUUACGUAGAUCAAGAUCCUUGUGAUGAGCUCUUGAAGUGGGUGCUUCCUUUGGAUAAUAAGAUUCUUCCUCCAGUCCAACCUCCUUCCCCUCCUCAACUUAGUUAUUCUCCUUCUAUACGCACCUCAUCCGCAAGAGUCAUUUCGUCACCAGCAACUGGUUCUCAGCUUUUCUCUUUUGGGAACUUUAGAAGUUACUCCAUGUCCUCACUUCCGUCAAAUAGUGUACAGCCGUCAUCUGCUUCAAACUCUAAUUCCAUACCCAAUUUUGAUCCAGAAAAUUGGGAACAGUUCUCAUUUCAGAAGGCAAUCAAGAGUGAAAAUAGCAGGAAUGAAAGCCUUUUGUCUUUUCGAGGUGUGUCCUUGGAGCCUGAAAGGUUUUCGGGUCAUUGUGGUUUGGAAGGGGUGUUUAUGCCCGGAAGGAGAUGGAGAAGGAAAAUUGAAAUUAUCGAACCAUUAGAAGUCAAAACUUUUUCUGCCAACUGCAAUUCAGAUGAUCUCAUUUGUGUUCAAGUAAAGAACAUUGCUCCAGAACAUACACCAGAUCUUGUCUUGUAUAUAGAUGCCAUUGCAGUUGUCUUUGAAGAAGCAUCACAAAGUGGACCUCCUUUAUCAUUACCCAUUGCAUGCAUUGAAGCUGGGAAUGAUCAUUGUUUACCGGAUUUGGCUCUCAGGAGAGGUGAGGAACACUCCUUUAUUCUCAAACCAGCCCCCCGCACUUGGAAAAACUCCAAGGGUAACAGUGAGAAAACUUCAUGGUUACCACAUAUGAAAACGAGAAAUGUUGUAUCAACAUUGCAGCAUUCCUCAAAUGUUGUGGGGAACAAUUUCUCGUCAACUGCUGAUAAGUAUGCUAUUCUUGUAUCAUGUGCAUGCAAUUAUACUGAGUCUAAGCUGUUCUUCAAACAGCCCACAAGCUGGCGACCGCGGAUAUUUAGGGAUUUGAUGAUAUCUGUUGCAUCAGAAAUGUCAAAACAAACUCUAGUUUCUGAUGAGAGCGGGGCUCAGCUUCCAGUACAGGUCCUAACACUUCAAGCAUCAAAUUUGACUUCUGAAGAUUUGACGAUGACAGUACGGGCCCCAUCUUCCUUUACUUCACCGCCUUCUGUGUUGUCAUUGAGUUCUUCUCCAACAUCACCACUUAGCCCCUUUCUUGGCUCUUCCGAGCUCUCAGAAAGAAUGAACAAUGAGAAGGCCAUUUCCCUACCUGAUGCCCUUCCAAGUAAUGAUUUGGGUUGCACACAUUUAUGGUUGCAGAGUAAGGUUCCCUUGGGUUGUGUUCCUUCUCAAUCCACUGCCACAAUCAAACUUGAGGUGCUUCCCUUGACAGAUGGCAUUAUCACACUUGAUUCCUUCCAGAUUGAUGUAAAAGAGAAAGGCCUCACCUAUGUACCGGAGCAGUCUCUGAAGAUAUAUGCAACUUCGAGCAUUUCCACUGCGAUGAGGUGAUUUUAAAUUGUUCUUGAAUGGUAUAUCAUUUUUUUUGUAGUGGGAUUUAUGACAUAGACUAUUAGAGGAAUGUGUCUCUACUUAUGAAUCUAAAAUGCUGCUUUAUCAGCACCAAAGUGUUGUACCAUUAAAUUUUUUUGUUGUAACUUUAUAUAGUACGUAUAUAUUAAACGUAGUGAACAUGCUUAUGAUACAAAUUGCCUAUUUCGUUCGGUCAAAGGUUAAUCAAUCGCUCUAUUUUGG